GAAAGCCGCACACUUGUGCUGGAAAAUGAGCACUUCUGAUGUGCCUUCAGUGUAUAAAUUACGGCCAUCCUCCUUGGUUUAAUUGAUAGCCUUUCCCAUACACUCACUCUCUUGACUACUUUGUCUAUACUGGCACUUUCUGCCAUCUCCAAGAAGUCCCUGUCACUCUUUCUACGCAUCCUAUUGCACCUCAGUCCUUCUCACUGCGACUGGCAGUUCGUCACUCUUUACUAUUAUAUCAUUCAAGAACCAAGAAUUCCAUACUACUCAUUACCCCCUUUUGGCACCCCAGUAACUCUACUUGCUACAUUCAUUCUUGCCAUUACAUCAACCAACAUGCCUUCCUGUUCCCAGCCAGAGACGAAAUUUGACAAUACCAGCGUCAGGGCCUAUAAUGGAAGCCAAACAUCUGACCAUACUGAUGCUAUGCUGAAGCGAGAAAAAGACCAACCCAAACCUCAAACAUCCCUCCCACAGACCUCCGCAGAGAAGCAGCAGGACUUUGCUGGGAUUGGCUUUGGUGCUGAAUCGACCUGGUUCAAGCGUUAGUUAAUCCACAUCUCGACACGAAAACUGUAUGGAUGCAGGUAUGGGUAUAAUGGUUUUUAUGUUAUGGAAGCGUUUUGGACAUGCGGAGUCUCUCGGAUGACAUUCGCGAUGGUCUUGUAUUUUACACAUGAGGGAUAGGAUAAUGUUAAUAUUAAUAAAAAAAACCUUUUAUGUAGAGGUAGCAGUAACAGCUCAUAUUCUUGUCCC
This is a messenger RNA of Aspergillus wentii DTO 134E9, 756 nucleotides long. RefSeq lists its product as uncharacterized. The transcript is spliced from 2 exons. Lineage: Eukaryota; Fungi; Ascomycota; Eurotiomycetes; Eurotiales; Aspergillaceae. Bases 337 to 549 code for a protein of 70 amino acids. The record is from RefSeq and is a predicted model, not a curated record.